Molecule: messenger RNA, 2990 nt
Organism: Eubalaena glacialis (North Atlantic right whale)
Lineage: Eukaryota; Metazoa; Chordata; Mammalia; Artiodactyla; Balaenidae
Gene: GUCY1A1
Product: guanylate cyclase 1 soluble subunit alpha 1
Exons: 9
Coding region: 354-2429 (691 amino acids)
Biological process (GO): response to oxygen levels; cGMP biosynthetic process
Cellular component (GO): guanylate cyclase complex, soluble
Molecular function (GO): guanylate cyclase activity; heme binding
Source: RefSeq, a predicted model, not a curated record
CUGCUGGGAAGCCGACUGGGCGGCUGGAGGGCUCAGUCUCCCUGCUCUAGAAUGGUCGCAGCGGGUGACACUCAGCCCCGAGCUGGCUUUCCAGGAGCAGAUUUCGCUGCAGUUUCCCUACACUUUGGCUGCUAGAGUCCACGCGGAAAGCAGGGAGCCGCCGCGGGAGCCCCCCGCCCCCAGGCGACCGACGCUCGCGGGGAGGGCGCGCCGCGAGCGGACAGGGGCCCGGCGUAACCUCACCAUGGAAUCCAGAGUCGCUCCUCUUUCUGUCCUGACCUUCUGCUGCCCCUGGACGCUCCAGUUACCAGUGUCCCUGGUCCCGUAAGAACAGCCGCCAGGAGGUGGUCACCAUGUUUUGCGCGAAGCUGAAGGACCUGCAGAUCACGGGGGACUGCCCCUUCUCGCUGCUGGCCCCGGGGCAGGCCCCCAAAGAGCCCGCGGGCGAGGCGGCGGGGGGCGGGCCCGCAGCUCCGCCCGGACGGCAGGGCGUCUGUCCCGGCGACCCCGGGGAGAAGCCACCCGCGGGGCUUCCCCAGAGGAAGAGCAGCCGCAGCCGCGUCUACCUGCACACUUUGGCAGAGAGUAUUUGCAAACUGAUCUUCCCGGAGUUUGAGCGGCUGAACCUUGCCCUUCAGAGAACACUGGCAAAACACAAAAUAAAGGAAAGCAGGAAAUCCUUGGAAAGAGAAGACUUUGAAAAAAUAAUGGCAGACCAAGCGAUUGCAGCAGGGGUCCCAGUGGAGACCAUCAGAGAGUCUCUCGGUGAGGAGCUUUUCAAAAUAUGCUAUGAAGAAGAUGAAUACAUCCUAGGUGUGGUCGGAGGAACCCUGAAAGACUUUUUAAAUAGCUUCAGCACCCUUCUGAGACAAAGCAGCCACUGCCAGGAAGCAGAAAAGAAGGGCAGGUUUGAGGACGCGUCCAUCCUAUGCCUGGACAAAGAUCCCGAUUUCUUAAAUGUUUACUAUUUCUUCCCCAAGAGGAUCACUUCCCUGAUUCUCCCCGGCAUCGUUAAGGCAGCCGCUCGCCUCUUGUACGAGACCGAAGUGGAGGUGUCCUCGACGCCCCCCUGCUUCCACCAGCACUGCAGCGAGUUCAUGGACCAGCCCUGCCUGCUCUACUCCGUCCACGUCAAGACCCCCCGACCGUCCCCACCCCCCGGGAAGCCCCCGUCCUCACUGGUGAUCCCCGCCUCGCUCUUCUGCAAGACCUUCCCCUUCCAUUUCAUGCUGGACAGAGACAUGGCCAUCCUGCAGCUGGGCAACGGCGUCAGAAGGCUGACGAGCCGGAGAGACGUGCAAGGGAAGCCUCAUUUUGACGAGUGCUUCGAGAUCCUCACUCCAAAAGUCAGCCAGACGUUCAGCGGAAUCCUCACCAUGCUGAACAUGCAGUUUGUGGUCCGCGUGAGGAGGUGGGACAACGCCGUGAAGAAACCUUCCAGGGUGAUGGACCUCAAAGGCCAGAUGAUCUACCUGGUGGAGUCCAGCGCCGUCCUGUUCCUGGGCUCGCCCUGCGUGGACAGACUGGAGGACUUCACGGGCCGCGGGCUCUACCUCUCGGACAUCCCCAUCCACAACGCGCUGCGCGACGUGGUCCUGAUCGGAGAGCAGGCCAGGGCGCAGGACGGCCUGAAGAAGCGGCUGGGCAAGCUCAAGGCCACGCUGGAGCAGGCCCACCAGGCCCUGGAGGAGGAGAAGCGGAAGACGGUGGACCUCCUGUGCUCCAUCUUCCCCUGCGAGGUGGCGCAGCAGCUGUGGCAGGGCCGGGCCGUGCAGGCCAAGCGGUUCGGCGACGUCACCAUGCUCUUCUCGGACAUCGUGGGCUUCACGGCCAUCUGCGCCCGCUGCUCGCCGCUGCAGGUCAUCACCAUGCUCAACGCGCUCUAUACCCGCUUCGACCGGCAGUGCGGGGAGCUAGACGUCUACAAGGUGGAGACCAUCGGCGAUGCAUACUGUGUGGCUGGGGGCUUGCACAAAGAGAGUGACACGCACGCUGUUCGGAUCGCACUGAUGGCCCUGAAGAUGAUGGAGCUCUCUGAUGAAGUGGUGUCUCCCCACGGAGAGCCCAUCAAGAUGCGCAUUGGACUGCAUUCUGGGUCGGUUUUUGCCGGAGUUGUCGGAGUUAAGAUGCCCCGUUACUGCCUUUUUGGAAACAAUGUCACCUUGGCUAACAAGUUCGAGUCCUGCAGUGUCCCCCGGAAAAUCAACGUCAGCCCUACCACCUACAGAUUACUCAAAGACUGUCCUGGUUUUGUGUUUACACCUCGAUCAAGGGAGGAACUCCCGCCAAACUUUCCUAGUGACAUUCCUGGAAUCUGUCAUUUUCUGGAAGCUUAUCAACAAGGAACAACUUCAAAGCCAUGGUUCCAGAAGCAAGAUGCUGAGGAAGCCAAUGCCAAUUUCUUAGGCAAAGCAUCGGGCAUAGAUUAGCCAAAUACACACCCAGUUGUUAGCCUUUGGGUUGGAGUCCUUGGAGCGUGCGUGGACCUUCUGAGAGCACCCUGGGACGGCAGCAAGCUGAGAAGCAGUAGUAACAUUUUGGGAGCUAAGUCACCAUCUGCUUUUCCUUCCACUUAACGUGACAGAAAUGUAUUCACCUCAACAUUCAACUCUUCAGUGAAAAAGAAAAAGAGAAAGAGAGAGAAGAGAGAGAAAGAAAGAAGGAAAGAAAGAAGCCUCAAAAAGUGACUUUGGGGGAAUAUUUCUGAUAUAUAAGAAUAGCUUAUAACCUGUACUCAGAACGCAGCGCCUUGUUCAUAUAUCGGGUGAUUGUAGUGACCUGUUCAACCUGGUGGAGCCGCCUGCCUUCUGCCCUGGCCAAACACCCUGGUUAUCAAAGCGCUUCUCAUAGUGUUGGUUGCCUUAAAAACGCUUUUUGAAUAGAAACCAUAGUCUUGGCUACCCUAAGCUCUUUGAACCUUUCAAGUCUGCAUUUUGUUACAUUUCCUCACUUAACUGUUAGCAUACAUAACAAAAUAGAUUGAGGCUUUC